Molecule: messenger RNA, 6599 nt
Organism: Nymphalis io (European peacock)
Lineage: Eukaryota; Metazoa; Arthropoda; Insecta; Lepidoptera; Nymphalidae
Product: mucin-5AC
Exons: 10
Coding region: 480-4718 (1412 amino acids)
Source: RefSeq, a predicted model, not a curated record
CCAUUCACCAAGAGUGGUACACUCGAUCGUCGUCACACUACAUCGUUUCGAACAUCUGACAGACUGAAAAAAAUUACGUAAAUAUUACAACAGUCGCACAUUGAUUAUGAAACGUUGGCAGCGGCGGUCGCUCUAGCGUCUAUUACUUACACGAAUCCUUAAAUUCAGUGCUCGGUGUCCACGUAUUGUUUUAGUGCGACGUGUUUGACCCUGGUGAUUUUAUUUUAUAUAAUUUCCUAACCCUGUUUCUUAGUGUUCGGGCGCCUGUGCUUGUGUUUUAUUUUUCCGGAUUGGAUUAUAACAAUUACACUUGAUACGAAAAAACGAGAUGAUUUCAACGUAAAACGUUGUGCCAAUUUUCUGUGCCAAAAUGAAAUACUCAAGAAAUGGCUGGACUUUUGUGAAAUUUUAAAACGUUCGCGUGAACGAGAGACUCUUUUUCAAAAGUAUCAAUGGUACGGUGAAAAUAGUAGAAUAAAAUGGGGCGGCGACGUUGGAGAUUUGCGACAAUUGUCGCUUUCCUGCUUUUUAUAACAAAAGACACGCAGUGUCAAGAUGAAAACGACUUUUAUUACACACCGGAAAGAAGUUUUGCUCAAGUACAACCGUCUAUAUUUCCAAACAGUCGACCGGCAACAUCGUUCUUUGAGCAUGGUGAUAAUUAUAGAGUAGCGUCCGCACCACAACAGCCCCUAUAUAAUGAAGGGCGUGUAAGAUUUCCGGUCCCAAACUAUGAUCAGAAUCCUUCGCCUUUUCAAUUACCGACAGGCAGAAGUCAGUCUGGUACACAGUAUUACAUCAACCAACCUGAAUUUACGACAUCGCAACGGCAAAGGUUUAGGCCCUCCCUACCUUAUAAUUUUCAACUUGUGCAUCCUGCUUCUACAAAGAGACCAGAUGUGUCACAAAUACAUUCCGUCGCUUACCAAAAUGACCCAUCAAAACCUGAAACAUUUUUAGGACAAAUUACAUUAAAUAAUCCUGACAUAGAUUAUCUUCAAAAUAACAGAUAUAAAAAUUUACCUUUUGAUGGAAACAGUCUUAAAAGCAAUGGGCAAAGCGGUCAUAUUGUACACGACGACGAAAUCGAUAACGAUGAUCAAGACAUAUUUGAUCGUCACAAAGUUACAACAUACAAUCCAACUAAACUUGCAGGUAGACAAAAAAUCAAUAUCAAGCCAAACAAUUCCAGAUUUUCUCACUUUGAUUCUCCUUCUUUAGACCUAAAAAAGGUUUCUCCGAUUGUACCGGGAAAUAAAUACAAUAUAAAUAGUAAUUUUAAGACUAUAAAAAAUACUCCUAUUACUUACCAUAGUUCUUCUACAGAAUACAAAACACUUUUAGAUUUGGAACCUCUUCUUGAAGAUGAUAUUAGUGAUAUGAGUUCAUUUAGAGAAUUGAUGAAAAACAAUCAAGCAUCUUACGAUGUGCAAGUUAUAAAAUCGAACAACACUGUUGAAACAGAUGACAGCAAGCCGGAUGCAAGUUCAAUGAACCAAGAUAAUAUACCAAAUGAUUCUGCCCCAAUGUUGAUGUCUCUCGAAUCUUCGACAAAAACAUCUACAACUAUUACUACCCCAACUACUACAACAUUUAAAACCAAUGAUUCUGAUAACACUCAUGAAGAUCUCAAUGAAGAUGUUGAUGAAGAAGGGGAGUAUGUUGAAUACUAUGAUGAUGAAGAUGAUACUGAGGUAAAACAUACAACAACCUCAAAAACUAUUAAGACAUCUGUUGAACCGGUUACAGAUAUCUAUGAUGAAUACGAUGCCACUGAAGAACCAGAGAAAGUGUCUGAAGAAAUUAAAAUAAAUACUACUAAGUCUUUUGAUGUAUUAGUAAUGAAACCGAAUAAUACAAUGGUAAAAGAUGAUAAUUUCAAACAUUUUAUUGAUACGACGGUUAUUGAUCGUCCAGAACAAGGAAACGAUAGUGAUACUACAGCACCGAGUUUGAAAUUUACAUUUUCAAAAGAAGAUGUUUCAUCUAUUGAAACACCAUCCAUUUUAGGUCAAGAAGUUGUCUCAGUUGUUACCACUAAAAGUGUUGUAAAUGGCACUAUUUCAAUACCGGACGUUACAUACCCACCUACACCGAAAUCAGCUGUUACUUUUGCAAUGAAUAAUGAAAAUAAUGAUUCUUUCCCAAUCACAACAGAAAAUUGGAUCGUGGUUGCCUCUGUCCAAACAAGUCGAAGUGUUUCUGGCGCUCGCUUCCUUCCUUUUCCAACAGUUGAACAAGAAGAAAAGAAACAAGUAUUAACAGAAGACGAAGAAGAUGAAUCUAUAACUCAAAAUCCAAAGCACGAUUCUAGUAGUCUUAUUAACAGUUCAUCAUCUACUGAAAAUAUAAACGAUAAAUUGGAUAGCAUACAAUCAGAAUUGUCUAGCGCAGUUUUAUCUGGAAGCCUUAAUAAAGAAAAUAAAAAUAUAGAGUUAAUAACAGAAACGACAACAGAACAAACUACUAAGCCAAGCAGCACCACUACUACUACUACGACUACUACAACGACCACUACCCCUGCGACAGUAAAUGUAUUUACUUUGAAAAGUACACAAUUCUCUGUUGCCACAGAAAGAUCUUCUCCAGACCCAUUACCGGUACAAAUAAAGAAAUUUGCUCAUAGAUUGACCACUUCAACUACACCAAAACCGAAAAAGAAAUUAGUAACAGUUAUGGACGAUCUCUCGGGCUUACUACCUCCAGGAUACAAACCAAGACAAUCUUUUAAAGAUAAGCGUACUAGUACUACGACAACAACAACAUCAAUUACUACAACAAUGAAGCCUACAACUAGCACAAGCACUUCGUUUCCUACAAUAACUAAUGAUGCGAAAAUUAUAAAUGGAACUCAAGGUCGUUCCUCUGGUAUAAGUUCUAAAAACAAAGUUAUCAUAUUAGAUGAUAAAUCUCUACUUCCGAAAGAAUAUAAGCCUAAAGAAAGAACUCCAGAUGAUUUAUUCAAAAAGUUCCAAAAAGAUGAUCUUAGUAAACUUUUACCACCAGGAUUUAAACCAGAAGUUAUCGAAACUAAUAAUAAUGAAAACAAAGACAAACAAGAUAUUUUGAAAAAUGUUGAAAAAUUAGAUAUAUCAGCAAUCUUACAAAAAAGUUUUAAACUUAAUACUUCAACUACAACAACAACUGAAAAAUCUAAAAUUAUACCGAAGAUCCCAAUAAAAGCAGUACCAGUUGACAUUUCUGCCUUAUUACCACCAGGAUACAAUCUCAAUAAUAGUAAAACUGAUGAAGCUCCAAUUGUUAAAUUGAAAUUAGCUGACGUUACAAAUUUACUGCCUCCUGGAUUUAAUUUGAAUACUUCAGAAGAUACUACAUCGAGUACAACAACGGCAUCUUCAGGUGGUUUUAAAUUAGUAUUUCCUUCGAGGCCUAACGGAAAAGCUAGCAGAAAAACUACAACUCAAAAAUCAAGCUCAGGUCCAGCACAAGUAACUCCAAAGAUUCAAAAGGGUUGGCCAACGCGAGCUUCAACUGAAUUUACUGGUUGGCCAUCACCUUCAACAACUCCUUUCUCUAUUGAACGACUGCUUGAAAUGCAACGCAACGCGACUUCUACGACCCCAGAAAUUGAAAUAAGGACCGAAUCAACGACACGGCGACUAAUAACCUCGACUACAACGACAACAGCACCUCCUCAACCAACUACUCCUGGAAUCUGUCGCCAUGAAUGCGAUAUAGCAGCUACGAUAAAAAUAGUUUCAGGAGUCAAAUGGGUCCCAGAAUUUUUGGAUCAACAUACAAAAGAAUGGCAAAAACUAGCUAAGGAGGUGAAAGAGGAGCUUAAUUCCGUCUAUUCAAAAUCGGAUCUGCUAAGCAAAUGGUACAAAGGCAUUCGCAUAGAUGGAUUCAGUCAAGGCUCCGUUCUCGUCGAUUAUUUUAUUGAACUUAAUAAUGUGGAACAAAGAGUCGAUACAACACAACUGAAGAAAUUCUUCCAUAAAUCCCUUCACGAAGCAAAAUCUGGUUCGGUGAUGGAAGAAGAACUCAUCGAUACCUUCGACCCUGACGCAAUGUUAGGAGACCAACCAGAUGAGGAGAGAAUGAGAAAAAGUAACGAACAGAUGACCAAAACUAUUGACAAAUCUGCAGGGAAAUUGGAAAUGGGAAAAUUUGUUAUGGAUCCAGCAUACACUGAAUUUAUUGUUUUGCCAAAACGCGAAGAACCUACUGUUGCUGUUCCUGACGAAGAAUCUCUUCUUCCACAGUGGGGCAUUGCUGUAAUUGUUAUAGCUCUAGCAUCGCUUCUUUUCGUCGUUAUAUUUGGUGUUACUGUGCUUGUUAAUCGCCAAAAAAGUACUAAAACAAAACAGCCUAUUCCACUUAGUGAAGACAUGUUACGAGAACUCGACAAAAGUCACAUGGGUGGAUUUGAUGACAUGCAUCAGUUGAAAGAACGAGAUUUACCAUACAUACCGUCCGGAAAGCGUAUGUCAACCGCCUUCAUUGAGCAACUGGCAUAUACAAAUCCUGGAGAUUCGUGGCGAUCAGAAUGGACUCCACAGUUACAAAAGCAUAUGCAACAUUAUACACCUGAUUCUGGGCGGGGAUCGCAAAUAUAUGGCACCACAGGCAAUGGAUAUGGAGGAUCGCAGCUUUACGGGCAGGCGGGCGCAGGAUCACAAGUAUACGGUUACACAGGGGAGUUCCCUCGUUCACACUACUCACGACGCCGCUCCGACUACGAUAGCAACUUCUAGAACUUCCCUAACAUUACAAAUUAAACUUAACCCCUUGACAAUAUCAUCUUUAAACUUCGUGUUUAGAAAUAGAAAAUAGUUUCAGAAUUAUUAUUUAGAUGUUCAUAAACAUCUUCUAGAGUUGGGUACGAAAAUCGACUUUACCAAUUUCCUACAAAUAUAAGCCCAGCUUAAAUCAUUAACAGGUUGUGAAAUAGGUAUGCUCUCAUUAUUUAUAUAUAAAUCAUGAAAUUCAAUUUCAUAACAGUUGCCCAACAUUUUUCUAGAUCUAUUUUUAGCCGCUUAUAGUCCGGCCUAUAUCAUAAACUACAUUUUGUGCCAAACGGGAAUUAACUUUCAAUAUUAUAGCUAACGUAAUAGUAAUAGAACUAACAAAUUAAUCUGAAUGGCCUAAAAUUGUAAUGGCUAUUUGAUAAUUAUUAAUUAUUUGAAAUUAUAUAAAACAGAAGAUUUAAAAGUUGAUCCGUAAAAUUUAAGAGAAUCUGCCAAAAUAGUAACUUGACUGAUCGUGAGAUGUAAAUAGAUAGAAUAAGGUCUCACCAAUAUUGUAAGUCGGAAUAAGGUGAGUCUAUACAGAACCCUGUAGAUAUCUUUGCAUACCUAUAUUUGCUCAGAAUCCGUAGUUUCAUUGGCAAUGUGACAACGUGUAAUAGUGUGCUAACAAAAAAUUGGUAUGUAAAUAUUGUGAAAAAAAUGCGUUAUUCUUUGAUAUUAUGUGACGUGAGUUCGAUUAUGUGUGUAAUGUAGGCGACAGACCAGAUGACUAGUAACCUAACUAUAUUUAGAGUGAAGUGAUUAAGGCCCUGAUCGACAUGCGAGCUUUACCGCGGUUUUAAUAUCUCGCUGGUAAAGCUCGCUAGUGGAUCAUGGUAAAACGUUUAUCGUGAUGAUGAGCCGAGCUUGCGACUCGUUGAAAUAAAACUACCCUAUAAUAUUUAUCAUGAACAAACUCUAUAGGACAACGGUUGAACUCGGCCGUUUAUCAGGACCGAUGAGCCGCGAGUGAAACCGCCUUAAUUAGUCGCAAGCGCUCAUCGAUCAGGGCCUUUAGUUAUAUAUAGACGAUCGAAUUGAAAUGUCAAACAAUGUAUGUUGUUGUUAUUAGAGAUUAUAUUUCGCAUGCUACGCUUGAGAUGGGCUCUUUUUGAGUAUUAGCCAAAGGAAGUCGAUAAGGUCGAGGUAUAAUUCAAUUAUAAUUUGUUGAUUUUGUUCGAAUCUGUUCAAGAUUACGUUGUUAAAAGGUGGCUUACUGCCAUUAUUGUGCCACCUUAAACGUAAUUUUUAUUUAUAUUACAAGCUUUAAUUUAGUAAUGAAAAAAUCUCGACUGCAUGCAUAGAACUGACACCGUUAAUUAAAAUUAAGAAAAAUGUAAGACGAUUUAAUUUUUUUUUUAUUUUACCAUGUAUAUUCCUUCUUAGUAAUAUUAAUGAUUCUAAUAUAUGACAGUUUAUAUGUCAUUAAUACUAAAAUAUUUGACGCAGUCGACGAAAAAAGUUUUAAUGCAUGAAUUACAAUUCUAUUUAAAAUGAAUUUAAUACUCCGAUAGAAAACGAAUUUUUGUCUCUUAAUUAUAUUAAUAAUUGUCAAUUUAUUGUAAAUAUGGUAAAAAAAAUAUAAUAAAUCUCGUAUUGUUUUUAAUAUUUGUGCGUGUUGAGCAUUUUCAUGUUUGUAUUUUAAUGUUUUUCAUGGACCUUGAUGUUAAUUGUAAAUUCCUUGCGUGUCAAACAUUUACCAACUAGAUAAUUAGAAUUAUUAACGUAUAUGCAUGAAAGUUUUUGUAUAUAAACAUUUUUGUACAUUUAGAUCUUUAAUUUAAUUAUUAUAAUAAUAGUUAGUUACAAAUUAAACCUGUAAGAUCCUGAAUAUAGUAUAUAAUAAUA